GACCUUCCUCAGCCACCGUAGGCUACGUCAGAAGUAAAUAGUGUCAGGUAGCUAGCUAGGUACUUAUUAAGACACCAUGGCUUUUACUUUGUACUCUCUUAUUCAGGCAGCGAUCCUGUGUGUCAAUGCUGUGGCUGUAUUGCAUGAAGAACGAUUUCUGAGUAAAAUUGGCUGGGGAGUGGACCAAAGUGUGGGAGGUUUUGGAGAUGAACCAGGCAUCAAAGUGCAGCUAAUGAACCUCAUCCGCUCUGUGAGGACAGUGAUGAGAGUGCCGUUGAUUGCAGUGAAUUCAGUGUGCAUUGUACUGCUGCUUCUGUUUGGAUGAAGAGGAGCGAGUGAAGAUGGGCCAACCAGUCUGCUGUCAGGAGAACAUCUCCAGCACCUCAGGAACCCUUCUGAAGAAACAGAUUGUAUCUCUCUGACACACAGAGUGUCUCCUGUCAGCCUGAAUAUGAAUGUUAUCAUUUGUUAUUUCACAUUAACACACGGGAUACUUGUGAAGGCCUGUUUUAUAGAGCGAAGUCAUUCAGAAUAACUAAAUGAAGAACGGUUAUUUCCCUUUUAUUUUGAAAAGCACAAUAAAAUGCUGAGGAGUUACCACUUCAUAAAUGUUUUUACGCCUUUCUGAGAAAAACAUAACUUUCACAAAUGAGCUGACUGUUUGUGAUUUAUACACUGAAAACAUGUAAAUAAACUCUUGAAUACA
Molecule: messenger RNA, 706 nt
Organism: Dicentrarchus labrax (European seabass)
Lineage: Eukaryota; Metazoa; Chordata; Actinopteri; Moronidae
Product: immediate early response 3-interacting protein 1
Exons: 3
Coding region: 77-325 (82 amino acids)
Biological process (GO): endoplasmic reticulum to Golgi vesicle-mediated transport
Cellular component (GO): COPII-coated ER to Golgi transport vesicle; endoplasmic reticulum membrane; Golgi membrane
Source: RefSeq, a predicted model, not a curated record